UUUGGUGAAUAUUGUGAUGAUUAAUGAUAAACAGAAAAAAACAUUGUGAUUCGAAACAUCGGUAAUGGUGAUUUUAAUGCGUUUUCGUAUGUGGCAAUAGAUUUUAAUUGACAAAGCAAUGGCCGUGGUUAAUUUUAGCGUGUGCUUGGUGCUCAUUCUGUAUCAACUAUCGUCGGCGCUCAGUGACGAAGCUUCUUCGGAAUCAUCAGAUCUCGGACUAAAUGAUACUCUUGAUGGUGAACCGGAGGUCGUCAGAUGUUACUGCAACACGGCACAAUGUGUCAGCACGGGGUAUAUGUGUCGAUCAAGAAAAGGAGGCGGUUGUUAUAGUGAACUACCACCAAGAAAACAUCACGCACGACAUGGCUGCUUACACCACUUAGCUGAAAAAGAACAAGAGGCGCUGUCCCACUGUCAGAACGCGCCGUCGCAAGGUGGACCUCCCCCCAGAGAGCAUUCUCUCCUUCUCUGCUGCUUCAAAGAUCUCUGCAACCAUGAAGACAGUCCACUCGCCAGAGCGAGGCUCAACCUCACUAAUGACUUAGAUCCUAGCAGUGUUGCCAGCGAGAGGGGCGCGUCUUAUAAUGGUGAAGUUUGGUUCAAAGCAGCUACUAUAGCCGUGCCAGUUUGUGGAGCACUCAUAUUGUUUCUGCUGGUAGCUGUGGCAGUACGACUGUUAAGAGCUGAUGCUUUAUUGCAGGCAGAUAGAAAACUCAGGGGUGGAUAUAUGUCACGGCCACAACACGGUACGGAUGAUGUAAAAAAAGUAUGGGUGGGAAACUCUACCGCGCCUCUUCUAGUGACACCUAGCGGUUGUCUCGUCGCAGUUGAACGCGCCCAGCUAGUCGACGUACCCCCCUGCACACAGCUCUGUGAUAUACAACGAUAGACUGCACUCAACGAGCGAGCAAUCUCUUUAGCGCACUGUACCAUGA
This is a messenger RNA of Melitaea cinxia (Glanville fritillary), 935 nucleotides long. RefSeq names its product BMP and activin membrane-bound inhibitor homolog. The transcript is spliced from 7 exons. The record is from RefSeq and is a predicted model, not a curated record. NCBI's taxonomy places the organism in Eukaryota, Metazoa, Arthropoda, Insecta, Lepidoptera, Nymphalidae. Bases 119 to 889 code for a protein of 256 amino acids.